This is a messenger RNA of Oncorhynchus mykiss (rainbow trout), 2921 nucleotides long. RefSeq lists its product as uncharacterized. NCBI's taxonomy places the organism in Eukaryota, Metazoa, Chordata, Actinopteri, Salmoniformes, Salmonidae. The record is from RefSeq and is a predicted model, not a curated record.
AUAUAUAUAUAUAUAUAUUUUUUUUUUACUUGGUCAAUUUAUGGGGGAAGCUUGGCAUCCAUGAAUACACGUCACUGGCCUGAACGGGGCAGAGACAGCGCAGGAGUAAGGGAGGGGUUUGUGUCGUGGGGUCUGACUAUCUUUGUCUGUCUGACUUGCUGUAAUGAUUUAAUUAAACAUGUCUGAUUAUGACUCAGUGUGUGUAUUGUAAACCUUUAUGCUAUAGAGUAAUCUCCUGUGUAUGUGUGCACGUGGAGCCUGUUUGUGUGACUGGUGUGUGUGUACCCUGGUUCAGGUUUGUAUACAGAUGUUUGUUUAUAAGCUCUGUCCUGUUAGGGAGAAUGUUCUUAGAGGGAACAACAGGUUGUGUGCUUAUCCGCUUCCAGGAAGAUUAAAACAAGUUCCCUUUUCUGAAACCACUGCUCACACACAUCCUGACAUUAACACACACCCUUCUGCAUAACUGACUAAAGUCUAUCAGUGGUAAAGUAUAUGAUUAUAUGUUUAUGUAUUGCAUGCUAUGAAUAGGUUAUAUAAUUAUAUUGGAGGAAGGGGGCAGAGGGGUCAGGUGGUAAUUAAGGGCAACAACCCCUGAACCUCAGCUGUAAAGGGACGUUAAUUAUUAAUGCACGCAUAUUGGGGGGGAUUUCCACUAGUUACAACAGCUACAAAGUAAAAGUUGGCUAUAUUGUAAAACUUAAUGGGGAAAAAAUAGCUUUCUGCUCUUAAUUUAUAGUUAGGCAUAAGGUCAGCAGUAGUGUGGGUAGGAUUAGGGUUACAAUCUUUAAAGAGAAAUGGUCGAAAUAGGCGGGGUUUAUGACUUUGUGGCUGUGCUAACUAUAGUGGCGACCAGUGGAUGAGAGAGCCACAGCCUGAUUUGGCACAGACAGGACGUAGGCUGUAUGUGUUUGUACCCCAUUUACAGAACUGGGAGGUUGAGUGCUCCUGUCAACGAGUGAAAACUGCGCUUGCAUCGGGCGCUGUGAAAAUGGCGGAUGACUGCGCUAGGCUCAGUACAAUAAUUGGUCAAUGUUCGCACGGCAGACUUUGCCCGGUGAGGGAGUGUUGUGUUUACGGAAAUCCAGUAAUGUGGCGCGAGCAGCUGUCAAGCAAAACUAGUAGCGGAACGGGGGCUCCUCGGGCUGUCAAGCGAGUCGACCGCUGGAGCGCGCAAGGGCUAUAGCCCAGACCCACAUUGAUACUACUGCUGCUGCCAUGGAGAGGAAACAGCAUCCAGUUGGAGAAGUCCUCAUCAUUCCAAUGAGACCUUCAACAUCACUUUCGCCCCAGGAUUCAGCUCGACACCUUCCCCUUCCCCUUCAGCCCUCCUCCCCUCCUCCACCCCUCUCUCUGUCCAGUCCCCAGCUCCAGGCUGAGUUUCUGAGAAGAGCUCCCAGAGCUGCUUCCCCUGACAACGACUCGGCUAGACACCAAAACCUUCUCCACCAACCCUCUCCCUCUGUCUCCCCCUUCCCCUCCCCUCCUCCACCCCUCUCUCUGGCCAGUCCCCAGCUCCAGGCUGAGUUUCUGAGAAGAGCUCCCAGAGCUGCUUCCCCUGACAACGACUCGGCUAGACACCAAAACCUUCUCCACCAACCCUCUCCCUCUGUGUCCUCCCCUCCUCCCCCUCUUUCCUCCCCUCCUCCACCCCUCUCUCUGUCCAGUCCACAGCUCCAGGCUGAGUUUCUGAGAAGAGCUCCCAGAGCUGCUUCCCCUGACAACGACUCGGCUAGACACCAAAACCUUCUCCACCAACCCUCUCCCUCUGUCUCCCCCUCCUCCACCCCUCCUCCACCCCUCUCUCUGGCCAGUCCCCAGCUCCAGGCUGAGUUUCUGAGAAGAGCUCCCAGAGCUGCUUCCCCUGACAACGACUCGGCUAGACACCAAAACCUUCUCCACCAACCCUCUCCCUCUGUGUCCUCCCCUCCUCCCCCUCUUUCCUCCCCUCCUCCACCCCUCUCUCUGUCCAGUCCCCAGCUCCAGGCUGAGUUUCUGAGAAGAGCUCCCAGAGCUGCUUCCCCCGACAACGAUUCGGCUAGAUUCAAAAACCUUCCCCACCAACCCUCUCCCUCUGUCUCCCCCUCUGUGUCCCUCUUCUCCUCCCCUCCUACCCCUCUUUCCUCCCCUCCUCCACCUCUUUCCUCCCCUCCUCCACCCCUCUCCUUGUCCAGUCCCCAGCUCCAGGCUGAGUUUCUGAGGAGAGCAAGCCGUGGUCUGAGAACUGUCUCCUGUGACACCAGCGAUGUCCUCACCUCCCCCAGCUCCACCCUGGUCUCCCCCUUUACCUCCAUCACCACCUCCACCCUUACCUCCCCCCCACAGCCCCUGUCCUCCUCCAUGCCCACUAAAGAGGGUUGCACUACUCUCCUGUCUCUCUCCAGUCCUGAGCUGCUAACUGAGCUGUGUCAAUCUCAGUCCCGUCCUAUGAAGCACGUCUCUGUCUCUAAAGGACUCACCACUGUCUUCUCUGGACGGGGCAGAGGCAUAACGAAUCCUAGCCCUGCCACUGCCUCAGGAGCAGCCAACCAGACACUCCGCUCAGACUCCAUGGCCAAUAGGAGAGGACAGGCAGGUCCCAGGCUGUCUAAUGGGACAAAGCGUUAGACUAAGCUAAAGUGCCCCUGAUGACCCCAGCUACUGUAUAAUGUAAUUGAAAUGAAUGAAAACCAGCAGUCCUGUGGCCCUCCGGGGCCUGGAGUUGAGAACUGAAUGACACAUUAUCAAACACUAUCUAUACUGCCAUGUGCCAUUGCCAACACACUAACAUCAGACAUAAUGCCAACCCACCGACAGACUUACACACACACACUGUAAUACACCCACACACACACUGUACCUCUUCAUGUAAGACAUGGAAAGCAAUGUGGUGAGGUGAAGCAGGUCUCUCUCUGUAAAAAAAUAAAUUAUCAAAUGUAUCACAA